This is a messenger RNA of Symsagittifera roscoffensis, 741 nucleotides long. RefSeq names its product craniofacial development protein 2-like. The record is from RefSeq and is a predicted model, not a curated record. Gene Ontology annotation, biological process: chromatin remodeling. Lineage: Eukaryota; Metazoa; Xenacoelomorpha; Acoela; Convolutidae. Gene Ontology annotation, cellular component: nucleus. The coding region runs from base 1 to 741 and encodes 246 amino acids. The transcript has 3 exons.
AUGACGAUGAAACUGCGAAAACGUGAACGCUACAGAUUAAAGCACAACCUAGAUGAGUUGGACGAAGUUUACCAUAAACUGAACAAAUUGGUUGGUGAGAACAAGAAACACAAUUUGCUGUACAUUGCUGGAAACUUCAACGCCAAAGUAGGACGCCCGACCGGAUACACAUGCAUCGGACGGUUUUCCAGGGGACGGAAAAACAACAGCGCCACAACUCUUCUAGAAUUCUGCGAGACGACCCAACUCUUCAUCGCAAACACCGGCUUUCAACAUUGCGCUAGCCAAAUCACGACGUGGGAAUCGAGAAUCAGAAUUAAUGGGAAACUAAUAACAUUGUUCAAUCAGAUUGACUACAUAGCCUACUUCAUGGUUGAGAAACCAAAUUUGACGAAUGCGAGAAGCUACAGCGGAACGAUAACAGACUCUAAUCACCGUCUGAAGCAAAGAGAUCUAAGACUGAAAAUCAAGGAGGCUACGGAGGAGGACAAGAUUAGAAGGCUCAGAAGCAAACGAAGUCAGAUCCUCACCGAAAUUCAUGCCCAAGUGAAGAAAGCGAAACAGGACAGCCUCGACUUGCUAUUGACUGAAGUUGAAAUCACACAUGACAAUGCGAAGAUGUUUAAAUCUGUGAAAAUUUUGUUUCGAGGGAAGCGGCAAAACCCAAAGAUGAAGGAUGGCAACAAUCACACUAUAAAAUCACCGGAGGAGGGAUACGACAGCAUCAAAGAUUUUUUCUAA